Molecule: messenger RNA, 1002 nt
Organism: Melopsittacus undulatus (budgerigar)
Lineage: Eukaryota; Metazoa; Chordata; Aves; Psittaciformes; Psittaculidae
Gene: DKK1
Product: dickkopf WNT signaling pathway inhibitor 1
Exons: 4
Coding region: 1-711 (236 amino acids)
Biological process (GO): negative regulation of canonical Wnt signaling pathway; multicellular organism development
Cellular component (GO): extracellular region
Molecular function (GO): co-receptor binding; receptor antagonist activity
Source: RefSeq, a predicted model, not a curated record
AUGCGAGGGCUGGUGGCGCUGCUGGCGGCGCUCAGCUGCGCGGCCCCGGCGGGGCGGGCGGCAGCACCCGGCGGCGCGCUCAGCUCCAACUCCAUCAAGGGACCCCCACCGGGGGUAGGGGCCGAGGCCAGCGCCCCCCCCGUCGCCCCAUUCGACGGCAGCAACAAGCCACCGCCGGCCGCCACCCGGCAGCCUUUCCCCUGCGCCGAGGACGAGGACUGUGGUCCCGAGGAGUUUUGUGGAGGGGCGGCCCGCGGCGGGGGAGCCCCGCUCUGCCUCGCCUGCCGGAGACGCCGCAAACGCUGUCUGCGCGACGCAAUGUGCUGUCCCGGCACGACCUGCAGCAACGGACUCUGCACGCCCCCAGAGCCACCCCAGGGAGCCACUGAGCUGGACGAGAUCGGCGCUGAGGUUCUGACCCGACGAACGCCCGCUCCCGCCUGGCUCCCCACUGCCAAAGGUGAGGAGGGGGACUUCUGCCUACGCUCUUCAGACUGUGCAGCCGGGUUGUGCUGUGCCCGUCACUUCUGGUCCAAGAUCUGCAAGCCGGUGCUGCGGGAAGGGCAGGUGUGUACCCGGCACCGUCGGAAAGGCACCCAUGGCCUGGAGAUCUUCCAGCGGUGCCAGUGCGCCGAGGGGCUGGUGUGCCGCCUCCAGCGAGAGCAUGGCCCUGCCGAUGCCUCCCGACUGCACACCUGCCAGCAACACUGAGCAUCACUGGAUGGACAGGAUGGAGCAGACUCCAGCUCUGCUGGAGCAGAAGGUUGUUUCUCAAGGGAACUACUUUUAAGCAACUAAUUGCAGUACGUUACUGUGUUGUGAAUACUUGAGCUGGCACUUAGCUGUACAUAGCGCUGGGAUUUUUAAUGACUUUUUAUUCCGAGGGCGCUGCCAUGUGCCCUGCAACCCGUGACUGUGACUUUGUACACACUGGGAUUUUAAAUCUCGGUCAAAGAGAUGUGACCGUCUGUUUCUGAGCGAAUAAACCGUUCUUUAAAAUCA